AUGCGAGCCCCCACACCUGCUAGCACCGGCGCACCUGUUGCGAAUUGUUGCCACACGCUCCUGCACCUGUGCCUGUGCUCGGAGGGUGCGUCCGACUCGGAGGUGAAUUCGACCGAAAUCUCGACAGACUCGGAGUUCGACGACGAGCAGCCACAUCGCAUCCCGCCCGCUUUUCAUCUCGAGUUCAAACCCCUGGUGGAAGUCGAUCCAACGAUCAAGCUGGUGCAGAACCGAGCGCCACUGGCCGUUCCUCGGCCUGGUGACUAUGUCCUGAGCAAGACCGCUAGCACGGAAGGUAUCGCAUCGAAGAAGAGCCUGGAGCUGAAGAAGAAGUACCUGCUGGGCGAGGGCACGACGGGGCUGGGCAUCCUAAAGUCCGGCUCUGCAUCGGCGCUUGAUUCCAAAUUUAAAUCGUUCCACUCGAACAUAACCGAGUGCCAAAAGCUGCUGAAUCCGGCGACCAUGAUAAGCCCGACAAUGCAGACUUUCUUGAAAGGCAGCCAGAUAUCUCCAGCACCUGCGGCCAUUCGGGCAAGCGAGGAGUUGCCCGUGUCUGCAACGGUACCCACGCCUGAGGUGGGCAAUGAUACGGAAAAGGAGAACGUGUACGAGGGUAACAGAACCGCCAACGGUAGCACAAGCAACAACCCUGCACUGGCCGGUACCAAGCGGUCGUCCCUGGUGGAAACCAUCAACGCUACGCUGGUGGAAAACAAAUUGAACGAGAUUAAAUCGAACGAAAGCUUCCUGCCGGCGGCAAAAGAGGAAUCACAAGCGGCACAGUCCUUGGAGCGGCAAUCGCAAUCGCAGAAUGUUUCACCACUGGCGAAGUCUAAACAACAGCAGAACGAAAGUAACGGCCUUACGGAUCGUUCGAACAAAAUUAGCAACAAUAAUAUGAACAGCAAGAAUAAUAUCAUCAACAACAAUAAUGAUGAUGACGAUGUGAUGGAAAUAAUCGAUCUUGUAACGCCGGAAAAGGUGAAGGAAUCGUCCCCGACCCAUCGGGAUGGUUUGGCGAAGGAAAAGAGCGCACCGGAGAUGAAGUACAUCACGAACAUGAAGCAUGCGUACAUCGACCUGACAACAGACUCCCCUAACUGUGAUCGCUCGCUAGUUGAAACAACGCUUGAUUUCAGCAUUACACCAGCGAAAAUAAACGGCGAACGUCCGACUGAUGCGACUUCCGUGCCGGACAUCAUAAGCAGCAUCCGGAUUGACAGCAAUGAGAACAAGAUCGAGCCGCACGUGACGAACGGUGGCACGGAGAAGCCGAAGGUGUCCGGUGAGUCACCUCAGGGACCCCAGCAGGGAGAAGACGGAUGUCAUGAGACUACGCUACAGGUGCCUAAUGUGCCCUGGUCCAAAGAAGAAGAGGAAGAGAUCGAAUCCGAUAGUAUCUCUGAGUCGGGAUCGAACAGUAGCGCUAGCAGUAGCUCGAGCACCAGUUCCACCAGUAGCAGCAGCACGUCUAGUGUCGAGGAUAUACCGCACUUCAUUCUUGACUCUACCACUAGUCCGGAAACGCAGAAUGACGAGCGGUUUGUGCCUCGGUUGGAGGUUCGGGACGCCACCGGGGAGCUGAUGCAGAUAGAUAGUUUGAUGAUCAUCGACGGGCGGUACAUCGGUGAUCCGGAGGAUCUAAAGUUGAUGGAGAAGCUACCACCUGACACGCAGAUAGCAGCACAGAUGCUGCAGGCAGAGAUGAAUCAGGAUAGCAUUAGCACCGUUAUUGAGAAUGCACCGGCUCAUGUCGACAGUGACGAAGAAGAUGGCAGGAAUCGAGACGCCGGUGUUAAGACACCAGUUGCCGAAACGAAACCCGACGAAGAGGAUGAGGAGCGGAUUAGUACACCGACACCUCCGGCGAAUGUCGACGGUGAUGAUAAACACGUUUUGCCUGCAUCACCCAUCCGGACGUCAGGAGGUGAUCCAAUUUCGCCGUUGGCAGAUUUCGUUUGCAGGCGAAAUCCUUGCUUUAAGUUUGAUUCUCGCAACGAGAAUAAAAUCGAUACGCUCAAAAAUUUACCCUUCGUGCUGGAUGUUGAUCAGCGAGGAUCGGUAUCGAAACCGAAACAUCUAAGCCUGACGCAGCACAAACCCGCAGAGCUAGAGACGGAUGCUGAGCGAACACCUAUGGCCGGUGAGGUACCCGCGACACCGCAGCUGAAAUCACCGAUUACGGCAAGUGUGCCUCACGACGCUGACUCGGAUUCGCAGGACGAUACGGAAGUGACGACGCACAACAACCUUACCGAAACGGAACUCUCCGACUGGGCGGCGGAUGAUGCGGUGUCGGAGAACUUUGUCGAUAUCGAAUUCGCGCUCAAUUCGAACAAGGGCACAAUACGCAGGAAUCACAAACCUAAGCACACACGGUUGCAGCAAAAGAAGCUACCGAACGGUAACGGUUCGGCAGCGCAAAGAGCUGCUACUGUCCCGGCACCGUUCGUAGUUCCGGUUCCGCCAGUGAGAACCAACACCGGUGCGACAGAAGACGGCAUUAUACGCAACCUGGCUCUUGAGGAUAUUGAAUUCAUGGACACGGGCUCGGAAGAGGAGAGUUGCAUCGAAACGUACUCUACCACCAACCGGAUGAUGCUUAAAAAUCGCGGCUAUGUCGAGAUCAUGGACCCAACCGCGGAAUCCAAACGCACCAACUAUCCGCUAACGCCGCUUAACCACGCAUACUCUUCCGGCCAACCGAAGCUGGUCGAAGCGAUCAACAAGCAGGUUGCCGGCAGGGUGGAUUACAUCGAACAGGGUGCGUUUCUACUGGCCGCCGAUGACGCCAAAACGCCAAUGAACGAAGAACCACCGGCAAAGAUUACCUUCUCUUCGCUAGCGGCGGCUCAAAACGCGAGGCUCACAGAACCAGCGGUCUCGGUAGAGAGUGCUCCUGACAUUGAAGAGGACAGCCUGUUGAUUGUAAGCUCCUCGCAGGGUACGGCCACUGGCACGACGACGAACAGUACGGCCACGACCGAGGAGAGUGAAGCCUUGACUAUGGUAGCCCCAUUGGGCGGAAGUGGACCCGGUUCGGAAACGAGCCUCGUCGCCAAACCUAGUGGCAGCAGUGGACGAGCAAGUGUCACCUCAUUCAGCUCAUCACUCCGCUGUGGUGCGAUCAAUGGCAACGGCUCGCAGGAACAAGAAAGCACUCCAAAGACAGGCAGCCGCCCGGGUGAAGAAAGCCCGAUCCGCAAGGUGUCGGUGGAGUCGUCCUCUGGCAAAAGGAGCAGCCUCGAACGAAAGGACGCCCGCAAGGACUCGCUCAAAAGCAUCGAGGACAUCGGGUACGAGAAGUACGUGAAGCGAUUGCAGCAGAAAAUUCAGCAGAUCAGCAACGCGCGAGAUUCGCUGGAGGUGAAGAAAACCAAGCGGAAAUCCUCCAAAGGCGAGAUGGUGCUAACACUGGCCCAAGCUGGGCUCGACGCGGAUGAGCAGGAAACCGAUGGUGCUACACCAACGAUUCCUGACGGUGGUGUUUCGCUGGAAACGUUAGAACCACAUGGUAGCCGAUACGGAACCGAAACACCCCGAUUGGGUACAUCACCCGGUCCCACGCUCGAACCACCCAAGAGCGUGGAGAAGAAGAUCGAAGAGAUCACGAAGGAGCGCGUUAAGCAGAAGGAUAUUAUACACGAUCUAGUCAUGGACAAGCUGCAAACGAAGAAGCAACUGAACGCGGAGAAGCGCCUCAACCGCAGUCGUAACCGUAGCAGCGUGUUAGUUGGUCAGGCCGCGACUUCAAAUGGUGCCCACGGGUCAGUUGGCCCUGCAGAAGACGGUGUGGGUUCAUCUCCUGCCAGGAUUACCACCAGGGAUCCGCGAGCAGUGCCACUCUCCAGCUUCCGUUCGGGUAGUGCCGGUUCGUCGAUGGAGAAAGAACGCACACCGCUAACUGUUAGCAAUCAGUCCAAUAUGUACGGCAGUGUGUCGUCCGUGCGAGGCCUUCCGUCAGGCCUACCGAUGGGUGUUAAGAUGCCGCUGGUCACCAGCGAUGCAUAUAAGGAAAACAUCGCUAGCUUGCAACAAGAUCACAGCACCAUCUACACGUCAACGCCCGCCUAUUUCCAGCAACAGCAACCUUCGAUGGUAACACCCCGCACUGUGCUAAUGGAUCCGGAGCAGCAGCCACCGACUACCGAACAGCUACGUGAGGAAGCCCGCUCCCGGGCUCGGCUGAAAUCGAACCAGGAUCUCGGUCUCUCACCCGAGGAUCGGUUGCUGUUGAUACGCAAAAAGUACCACAAGGCGCUGCGUGGCCUCACAGAUGACGACGACGUGGACGGAGAACCGAACCGGUCCGAUGACGCCAAGUGCAAGGAGCAGCUGCGUACGAAGCUCAUCACCUCCAAGAGUGUCAACGAUGUGUCGAUGUUGAAAUUACAGCAGCAGCCACAACACCAAUCGCAACAGCUAUAUCAAUUGUAUCAGGAGCAUCAUAACCAUCAUCUGGAUGGUCUGACAGGCGCAGAUCCGAUGGCACAGACCGUCGAGCUUCAGCAUCAUUCGGCCAAAAAGCUGAGUGACUACAUCUCCGAUCCAAACAUCGUCCAUAGCGGUGCCUGCGAGCAGGAUGCGGGAACCGAGGUUCGGCUGCGUACCCGGGGCAAGCGCAAGGAUCGCGAACGUCGCAAGAGCAUCAUCGAGAAGGUGUCGGAGUUCUUUAACGGGCGCAAGAAGGCAGACAGCAGCAAAGAGGCGUCACCUACCAAGGAUCGACCGAGUCAGCUGGGCAGCUCCAAUGGUGGCCCAUCCGAUCCGGCUACUGCCAGUUCGUCCAGUACCGGUGGAGGUGGCUUCUUGCGGUUUAAAAUUUCACCAAAGCUUAAGGAUAAAUCGAAGUCAUGCUUUGAUAUGAGGAACAUUAGUUGUGGCACGAAGGAAGGAUCCCCAUAUGGUCGAUGUGCGUCCGACGACUACCUGAACAGCAACGCAUCGAACGGUUCGCCAUCAGCGAACUCGUCACCUCCGAUGGCUCCGGCAAAGGAGUCGCACCAGUACAACCGCUACACACCGAUCGGUCGCAAAGAGGCAGAAGAACUGGAACCACCUCCGAUUCCACCGCUACCGCUUCACUACCAACGGUCCGAUGAUGAAGGUGCUGCCGCCAACGAAUCGAAAAACGAGCUGAAAAAACAGCGUGCAAUGUCGAAAACAUCGAGACAAGCGGAAUUGAAAAGACUGAGAAUUGCUCAAGAAAUACAACGAGAACAGGAAGAAAUCGACGUGAAGAUCAAAGAUCUGGAAACGCGUGGUGUUGAAAUCGAGAAGGAGCUUCGAGGCGAGAGUGAAACUCUCCGUAAGGGCACCGGCAAUCCAGGCGCCAACGACGACGGGCUGGUGAAGGAACUGCUUGAGAUCAUGAACAGUGUGACGCAGCUGAAGGUGCGGGACCAAGAGCUCAGCAUCCGGCAGCAGGAACUACAGCUUGAACAUCGCCACGCGCAGCUAAAGGAGGAGCUCAACAUGCGGUUGUCAUUCGGCAAGCUAGAUAAGAACUCCUCCGACGUUGCCGCCGAAGGUGCGAUCCUGAACGAGAUGCUGGAAAUCGUCGCCAAGCGGCAAGCGCUGAGGCCCUCGCCGGAUGCCAAAGCGGCCACGUCCCCGGUCGGGCGGGCCGGUGGACACGAUACCGACCAUGUUGGUUGUAGGUUAGGAUACCACGUAUCAUCCCCAAGACACCGGUAG
Anopheles nili is the source of this 5697-nucleotide messenger RNA. Its product is annotated as F-actin-monooxygenase Mical-like. Bases 1 to 5697 code for a protein of 1898 amino acids. Lineage: Eukaryota; Metazoa; Arthropoda; Insecta; Diptera; Culicidae. The transcript is spliced from 9 exons. The record is from RefSeq and is a predicted model, not a curated record.